Molecule: messenger RNA, 2198 nt
Organism: Ricinus communis (castor bean)
Lineage: Eukaryota; Viridiplantae; Streptophyta; Magnoliopsida; Malpighiales; Euphorbiaceae
Product: polygalacturonase At1g48100
Exons: 6
Coding region: 478-1890 (470 amino acids)
Biological process (GO): carbohydrate metabolic process
Molecular function (GO): polygalacturonase activity
Source: RefSeq, a predicted model, not a curated record
CUUGUGCCUUUCUUCUUUUCUUUUUUCUGAGGAAAAGAAAUGUUACAUGGUGUGCUCCUCUUAAAACUAGAGCUUCCACUAAUGAUUUCUAGUAUAAAAAGGUAAGUUACAAUGUAAAUGAUUCUGUAAUAUACUCUCACCAAGUUGAUCAGUUUCUCUUUGCAAGUUGUUUCAGUGCUUCUAGUGGUCACCUACACAACCCAACCCCUUAAGUCUCAUACCAUGUUUUUGUUUCAACUUCCUUGAACGUGGGUACCUUGCUUCUCUUUAUCCCUGUCAAAUCUCUAAUCUUGCUAAAAAGUUACAGACACCCUGCCAAAACCCAACUUGGAUUCUUUCGUUGUUUAAGGCGUGAACUGAAAAACUUGGCUAUACCUAUUGAUCAAAGUGGCCUACUCUAGUUUUAGUUGAAACUUUUUCUUGUUCUAUAAAUAGCCUAAACGUUUACACUUCAUUCUUCAUCAAGUUGUAGUAACCAUGACAUUGUCUGUAAUAUUCAUGUUGUCUUUUUUUAUAUUUUUUACUUCCAUUGAAGGAAGGUACUUUCACAUUUUCUCUAAAAUUUCAAUACCACCUGUUGCUACUCCUGCUUCUUCUCCUUCUGCUUUAUCUCAGGUUCCCAGUCCAAGUUACAUUACAAGUUUUCCUAGUCCUGUGCCCGAACCUGAACCUGAACCUGAAGCUAGUCCUGGUAGAGUUUUCAAUGUGCUAUCUUUCGGUGCUGUCGGUGAUGGUGCUUCAGAUGAUACACAAGCAUUUAAGAUGGCUUGGGACAGUGCUUGCAGCCAGAAUGAGUCAUCAAUUCUACUUGCUCCUUCUCGUUACAGUUUCUUGAUACAACCUACUAUCUUUACAGGACCUUGUAAAAGUAACCUUGUGUUUCAGAUUGAUGGAACAAUAAUGCCACCGGAUGGACCUAAAUCAUGGCCAAGAAACAUGAGCAAGAGACAAUGGCUAGUUUUCUACAGAAUCAGUGGUAUGUCAGUGCAAGGAGGAGGUGUCAUUGAUGGGAGAGGAGAAAAAUGGUGGAAUCUCCCCUGCAAGCCUCACAAGGGGUUUAAUGGAGCAACUUCUGCUGGACCUUGUGAUAGCCCAGUUGCCUUAAGGUUUUUCAUGAGCUCAAAUUUGACAGUCCAAGGACUUAAAGUGAAGAACAGUCCUCAAUUCCAUUUCCGGUUUGAUAAUUGUCAAAAUGUUCACAUAGAAAUGCUGAACAUUAAAGCACCAGCUUUAAGUCCUAACACAGAUGGGAUUCACAUAGAGAACACUAACGAUGUCCAUAUACACAAUUCAGUGGUAUCCAAUGGAGAUGAUUGUGUAUCAAUCGGAGCCGGUUGCCAUAAUGUUGAUAUAAGAAACAUAACAUGUGGUCCAAGCCAUGGAAUAAGCAUUGGUAGUCUUGGGAUUCACAACUCACGAGCCUGCGUGUCGAACAUAACAGUUACUGAUUCAGUCAUCAAGUAUUCUGAUAAUGGUGUUAGGAUCAAAACAUGGCAAGGAGGUUACGGCUCUGUAUCAAAAGUCGCAUUCCACAACAUUCAUAUGGACACAGUUCGAAACCCAAUCAUCAUAGACCAGUACUACUGCCUGACGAAGAAUUGCAGUAACCAAACAAGCGCAGUUUACAUUUCUGAUAUUUCUUACACAGACAUUAAGGGAACAUAUGAUGUUAGGAGUCCACCACUGCACUUGGCUUGUAGUGAUUCGGUUCCUUGCUCUAAUCUUAUAUUGUCAGAGAUAGAGCUGCUUCCUGCUAAAGGGCAGUUUCUCGCCAAUCCAUUCUGCUGGAAUGCUUAUGGAGCUAUGGAGACACUUAAUAUUCCACCAGUUUCUUGCUUGCUGGAAGGCAUCCCUCCAUUUGCAGCUCAAACCAUUGUUGAUCAGUGUUGAGUGCCCUUGAAUUAGACGUAAUGUGUAAAGUAAACUGGGUAGCUAUGGAUCAGCAAAAGAAGUUUCAAUACAAUUAGGACCUUAAAAGCUAGAACUUAAAAACUCAACAGCUGGAGUGUAUGUCAGUUGCCCAUCCAGUGUAAAAUUGGAGGUUGAAUCUUGUCCCAUAGUAAGAUUUAUUAGGCCAUCAGUUCAAACUGUGGAAGCAUCCUUUUCGCCAAGUAGGGGAAGGUUGCAUACAAUAGACUAUCUUCUCUUUAUUGUACACACAGCAAGAUUAUAUAAUGUAAAAUAUUUUGUUAUUCUCA